GUCUGAUGCUGGCUAGUACUUGUUCCACGCCACUCGGCUACUGUUCGCUAUACAGCCAGUAGAUUUUAGUUGAUUAUUUUAGAAACAAAUUCCGUUCUUUCUAGAUAUAUUUAAUACAGAAACGUACUAAUUUUUUUUUCUAAGUUAAAAAAAAAAAAGAAAUUAAAAAGAACAAAUAGAAAAAGAUAACGAAAUUAAUUUACGGAUAUUUGAAACAUACAUUCAGUUAAUUUAUUUUUUUGGACGACUAUAAGCGGUGGAGAAAUGGAGAGUUUAGAAGACUACGGUAACGACAUGUGUUCUAAUUUAGAUGGACUAAUUAACACCUCGGACUGUCCAGAAGUUAAAGACAAUCAGACCCGCUCUCAUAGACGGGGUGUCUGCCCGAAAUGGACAGAAACACGCGGAAGCUCUUCAGAUCUGGGGAACACCUCGUCGCGUACCUCCGAGAACACACCCAGUCUACAAAACUCAGAUUGUAACUCAUCAAUUUCCAUAGCCCACCUGCUCAAAAAUUGGCAUUUAACCUCGGUCUUCUUCCUUCUCGUCGUCGCAGUCAUGUCCUGUCACUUACCGCAUACGGAGGCUAAAAGUGUCGGAGUAUGCAACGGGAUCCCCUGCGCCAAUGGCGGACGUCUACUCGUCUCCAACAGUGUCUGGGGCAACUGCAGAUGCCGGUGUCCAAGCGGGUUUGUCGGUCCUUACUGUCAGUACGAAGCUGCGAGAAAACGAAGCGCGCCGAGGCUAGUGAGUUCGAAACCUUUCCGCUCCGAGACGCUGGAGAGGAUCAAGAGACGGCUGGAGCUGCUGAGACAACUGUACGAGGCUAGACAGGAUGUGGAGACCAACGAGGUGAUCAACGACCCUCUCAAUGUUGACGUCCCGGCACUCUAUGACUCACCUGAUACCUACAACCUGAGGCCCCGACGGUCAUUUCUCACUGACGAUACAGAUUAUAAAAAAUAAAAACCGAUUUUGGCACGGCGUUGACACCUUCCUUCUCCACAUUCCCGGAAACUGACCUAACCACAUGAUGGCCGACCUGCGCGGCGGAUGUGCGCAAACAGCCCAAAAAAAUUUCAGACAAGAACUCCAGCAAAAAGAGUGAAAAGACUUCUCGUCUGAAUAAAAAAAAACAAUCAAUUUUGGCAUUGAAGCCUCAAUAAUUAUUUAUUAAUUAUCUGUUUGUCUGUAUUAGACGCCAUCUUUUAUUUGUGUUUAACGACCAUGUGUUUAUGGACACAUGUAGACAAAAUGUUGACUAGACAGUCAUAAGACCGGGUUUUUUUUUUUUUUUUUUUUU
Molecule: messenger RNA, 1303 nt
Organism: Physella acuta
Lineage: Eukaryota; Metazoa; Mollusca; Gastropoda; Physidae
Source: RefSeq, a predicted model, not a curated record